Cotesia congregata is the source of this 270-nucleotide messenger RNA. Lineage: Eukaryota; Metazoa; Arthropoda; Insecta; Hymenoptera; Braconidae. The record is from the annotation of a GenBank genome assembly.
UCUUUGGACUUCAAAACGUCGAGAUCUGUUGAAACCUCGAUUUUUGCAAAACGGGCGAAACUAGUAUCUACACAAAAUACAACUUACCGGGAUUACUUAGCCAUAAUUAAUUUGAAAUCAUGUCAACGGGGCCAAAUUGAAACAAGAUCAAAAUUAGCAAAAAUUAAUAAUUUAAACUCCCAAUUAACGACCAAACAAAUUACGGCUAUGCAGUUUCUCGAAUUCGCGACCAAUUUGGACUUCAAUUUUAACAAGGAAGGAAAUUUUACU